This is a messenger RNA of Cuscuta campestris, 1178 nucleotides long. The record is from the annotation of a GenBank genome assembly. NCBI's taxonomy places the organism in Eukaryota, Viridiplantae, Streptophyta, Magnoliopsida, Solanales, Convolvulaceae.
UAGAAAAAAGUACCAAAAUAGGACUUUCAUGUUUUUUUUCCCGGAAUAGGACUUUGCAUUGUGGUAAUGUGACUUUGCAUUGUGGUAAUGUGACAGUGUACAUGUGCAAAUUAAUAUACUUUCUUGGUAAUGUAUAUGACCAUGUUUGGUAAUGUAAAUCCUAUUUCGGGAAUAAAAACAUUAAAGUCCUAUUUUGGUAUAUCUUCAAUGUUUUAGUCCUACUUUGGGCUUUCUCCCUUAUUAUAUAUGUUCUGGGCAUUGGAUAAAAAGUUUAAAAAAUUUACAAAAAUACGAGUAUGUACCAUAUAAUUUGCCCUCAAACUCUCCUCUUUUUCCGCUGAAUAUUCGUAAGAGGUUUCGCAGUACCACCGCUACCGCUAACAGUGGAUCCCGAUGCUUCCAACACUUCGUUCUCGUCUCCUCUCAUCUUUCGUGAACGUUCAAGUUCCGCUGAAGGCAUUCUCUCAAAACUUCCACAAAAACCAUGGACGCUCAAGUUUUUCUCUAGCUGGCAUACUUCAAGGUCAUGUUGGAGUGACAUCAAAUAGAAAUGUCUAUAAGAGAAUUAGGACUUUUUGUACCACUGAAGACUUGUCGAUCAAAAAGUGUGUGCCGUGUGAAGCAAAGGACUUGAGGCCUAUGACUGAAGGAGCUGCAAAUGUAUUGAUGAAACAGGUACCUCAAUGGACUUUGGUGAAUGAUGGCGGAACUUUGAAGCUGCACAGGUCCUGGAAGGUCAAAACUUUUGUGAAAGGAAUGUCCUUUUUAGAACUGGUUGCUGAUCUUGCUGAGGCAGAAGGUCAUCAUCCAGAUCUCCAUCUUGUCGGAUGGAACAACGUGCAAAUUGAUAUAUGGACACAUGGCGUGGGUGGACUCACAGAAAACGAUUUCAUACUUGCUGCCAAGAUUGAUAAGCUGAAUGUGUUGGAUCUUUUGAGGAGGGAAGUUCCUAAACCUGCAGGACCCCACUCCUAGUCUCUCUUCAAUUGGUUUGUGAAACCAUAUCAUUGAAUAAGUUGUUUCUUGUCACUAAUUGUAGAUUUAUAGACAAAGGCUAUUGUGGAUUGUGAAACCAUAUCAUUGAAUAGUACGUAGUUAUUAGUUAUUAUGAGUUGGUUCUUUUCAACUUAUUUUUAGUUGAAUUAAGUUCAUUUUUCAAGUAAAAUUAGGCUCUGUUU